Messenger RNA from Cooperia oncophora, 537 nucleotides. Lineage: Eukaryota; Metazoa; Nematoda; Chromadorea; Rhabditida; Trichostrongylidae. The record is from the annotation of a GenBank genome assembly.
UUGUUAACGCUCAGAGAAUUUUGUUCGUUUGUAUCAAUCAUUGGAAGAUUUUGUAGACCUGAACCGAGCGAUGUCGAUGGCGAAGACGAAGAUCUGUUCACGGAAUCGUUGACUCCUCUCCGGAAGUCUAUCGUCCAGUUAGCUUCUGAUCUAAGAGAUAGUUACUUGACCACCAUUGCAAAUGUCGAAGUUUUCGAAGCCGAAUUACUUUGUUGCUCAACCCUGGACGAAGUGAAAGAGAAGCUGCGGGAGCUCGCCGAUAGCAUAUCACCUUCCGCUAUUGUUAAGCGAGUGGAAUUCAAAGUUGCUCUGCAAACAGGUCAGCACUCUUGUAUGAUUUUGGACCGAUGGAAACAGCGAUUGGCUGAGUGUCACAAUGUUUCCGGUGUACAGCUUCUUCGAAGUUAUCUUGACUCACGUAUUGAUUGGAAGCAAAGUAUCAUUGAAAAGGUUUGGAGAUUUAUUUUUUGUUCAAAAAUUCCAGUUUUUUCUCAUUCGUAUCCUGAUAUAAAUGGAAAUAAGCCCUUAGAGGGAUGA